CUUCCUUCCUUUCUUCAUACAGUUUCUAACGAGGUGCCUGAGCACCCCUGCGUGUCACCAGUCUCCAACCAUGUCUAUGAGCGCAGGCUGAUCGAGAAGUACAUUGCAGAGAAUGGGACCGACCCUGUAAACAACCAGCCUCUCUCGGAGGAGCAGCUCAUAGAUAUCAAAGUCGCCCACCCAAUCCGACCCAAGCCGCCAUCUGCUACUAGCAUACCAGCCAUCCUGAAAGCCCUCCAGGAUGAGUGGGAUGCUGUCAUGCUGCAUAGCUUCACCCUCCGUCAGCAGCUGCAGACUACACGCCAGGAGCUGUCCCACGCACUCUACCAGCACGAUGCUGCCUGCCGUGUCAUUGCUCGGCUCACCAAGGAGGUCACCGCGGCCAGAGAAGCCUUGGCAACUCUGAAACCCCAGGCUGGCCUCAUCGUGCCCCAGACGGUGCCAUCCUCCCAGCCAAAUGUGGCAGGUGCUGGGGAGGCCAUGGAUCUGGGAGAGCUUGCGGGCAUGACCCCCGAGAUCAUUCAGAAGCUUCAAGACAAGGCUACGGUGCUGACCACGGAGCGUAAGAAGAGAGGGAAGACGGUUCCAGAGGAGCUGGUGAAGCCAGAGGAGCUCAGCAAGUACCGGCAGGUGGCUUCGCACGUGGGGCUGCACAGUGCCAGCAUCCCAGGGAUCCUUGCCCUGGACCUCUGUCCUUCCGACACCAACAAGAUCCUCACUGGGGGGGCUGAUAAAAACGUUAUUGUCUUUGACAAGACUUCGGAGCAGAUCCUUGCAACGCUCAAGGGACACUCUAAGAAGGUUACCAGUGUUGUGUUCCACCCAUCUCAGGACUUGGUGUUCUCAGCUUCUCCUGAUGCUACUAUCCGGAUCUGGUCUGUGCCCAAUGCUUCCUGUGUGCAAGUUGUCCGUGCCCAUGAGGGCUCUGUGACAGGGCUGAGUCUCCAUGCAACAGGUGACUACCUCCUCAGUUCUUCUGAUGACCAGUACUGGGCUUUCUCGGAUAUCCAGACAGGCCGUAUCCUCACCAAGGUGACGGAUGAGAGCUCUGGCUGUGCUCUCACUUGUGCCCAAUUCCAUCCAGACGGGCUCAUUUUUGGAACAGGGACAAUGGACUCCCAGAUCAAGAUCUGGGAUCUGAAGGAACGUACCAAUGUGGCCAACUUCCCAGGGCACUCGGGCCCCAUCACUAGCAUUGCCUUCUCCGAGAAUGGCUACUAUCUUGCCACGGCUGCAGACGACUCCUCUGUCAAGCUCUGGGACUUGCGUAAGCUCAAGAACUUCAAGACAUUGCAGCUGGACAAUAACUUUGAGGUGAAGUCUCUCAUUUUUGACCAGAGCGGUACCUACCUGGCCCUGGGAGGGACGGAUGUUCAGAUCUACAUCUGCAAGCAGUGGACAGAAAUCCUCCACUUCACAGAACACAGCGGCCUCACCACAGGAGUGGCUUUUGGCCACCACGCCAAGUUCAUCGCCUCAACGGGCAUGGACCGGAGCCUGAAGUUCUACAGUCUGUAACCCCAGAUGUGGGGUCAAGGGGGUCUCAUGCUGCAGUGUUGGGGUUUGGGGAGGGAUGGAG
Messenger RNA from Struthio camelus australis, 1579 nucleotides. The record is from RefSeq and is a predicted model, not a curated record. Lineage: Eukaryota; Metazoa; Chordata; Aves; Struthioniformes; Struthionidae.